This is a messenger RNA of Myodes glareolus (Bank vole), 678 nucleotides long. RefSeq names its product keratin-associated protein 2-1-like. Lineage: Eukaryota; Metazoa; Chordata; Mammalia; Rodentia; Cricetidae. Gene Ontology annotation, cellular component: keratin filament. The record is from RefSeq and is a predicted model, not a curated record.
CUCUCCACUCCUCAGCCCUACUCCAGACCAGACACCCACCAUGACCGGCUCCUGCUGUGGCUCCUUCUCCUCCCAGAGCUGUGGAGGCUGCUGCCAGCCCUGCUGCUGCCGCGACCCCUGCUGCUGCCGCCCAGUAUCCUGCCAGACCACAGUGUGCCGCCCUGUGACCUGCGUGCCCCACUUCACCAGGCCCAUCUGUGAGCCCUGCCCCCGCCCCAUCUGCUGUGACCCCUGCAGCCUGCAGCAGGGCUGCUGCCGCCCCAUCACCUGCUGCCCCACCUCUUGCACAGCUGUGGUCUGCAGACCCUGCUGCUGGGCCUCCACCUGCUGCCAGCCCAUCUCUGUGCAGGCUCCCUGCUGCAGGCCCCCCUGCUGCCAGCCUGCCCCCUGCCGCACCACCUGCAGGACCUCCCCCUGCAACACCUGCUGGUGAGCAGUGAGCUGAGCACCUGGGGCAAACAGCCACCCUGUGGAAAAUAGUCAUGCUCCUAUUUCUCUCUCUAACCUCCUGCCCUGAGGCACCGAUGCCCUAAAUAGACCAGCUCGUGAAUGGAGGCCUGGAGCCUUCUAUUAAGACUCGUGCAACUCUUUGUAACAAUCUUUGUCCUUCUUUCCUUCUUGGGUCUAAAGUCUUUGAACAUGUUUAUUAUUUUAAUAAAUUUCUCUUCUUUGGUUUCA